Parastagonospora nodorum SN15 is the source of this 1041-nucleotide messenger RNA. RefSeq lists its product as hypothetical. Lineage: Eukaryota; Fungi; Ascomycota; Dothideomycetes; Pleosporales; Phaeosphaeriaceae. The transcript has 2 exons. The coding region runs from base 1 to 1041 and encodes 346 amino acids. The record is from RefSeq and is a predicted model, not a curated record.
AUGAGCCUAUUCGACAUCUUCUUGAAACGCGGCCAACAGAACUUCAGGAAAAAGAACCACUAUCGCAAACGUGAGCUCAGAGACGUUGACGACAACAUGGGUUUAUUCAAAAGCAGUGUGCCACCUCCGUUGAUCAGGCAGGAAGAUGGCUCCAUGAUACCGCCAGGAGGUGGUCACUCCUUCCACCGAGUCGAUGCUCCGCAUCGCAGAUCGCGACACUCAAGGGGCGUACAGAGUAAUCACCCAGGAUCAAUGAUGCUAGAUAAAGCGAAAGAGGCAUUUGUUGACGGUGAUGGUGGGCCGUCUCAUCGAUUAGGGCGAACAGGCCAGCGUGGAUCUUCGAGGCAUUUCUCGCAGCAUCAUGCCGAACCAUCCUAUCAUUAUGGACAUACUGGUCAGCGUGAACCAUCAUAUCAUUUGGGAUAUAGCAAUCAGCAUGGACAACAUCCAUUAGGUGGGAUGUCGCAACCACGUCAUGACUUCCAACACUGGUCCCAGCAAGCCAAUCCUUCUGGACAAGUCGGUCAGCGCGACUGGGCUAAUCCAGCGUCUGGUGAUCCAGCUCUUUCAAAAUUGCCGUUCGAACAACCGUAUCAGCAUAGCCAGCGCGCCCGCUCACCCCAUCAACCCCGACAACUCCAUCAGCCUAGCCAGCGCGCCCCUCCAAACCAACAACCCCAACACCAAGCUCCCGCUCCGCGCCCCGGCAAAUUCCGCGAAGGCGACCGUCUCCCCGCUGGCGUUAUAGACCCGCUUGCGACUGUCUCUCCGAACUACCCGCUUGGUCAUCAUGGCAUGAGGCAGCAUGUCGCAGGUAUGACGCAGAUGAAUCCGGAGAGACAUGGUAAGGCGGAUGAUCCGAUGGCGAAUUUCAAGGUGUUGGAGGAUAUGGCGGCGUUAGGGGACAAGCGUCACAUGAUCAAGACCUAUCUCAUUACUUCCUCAUUCCACACCCACAUCGUACAAGCAAAUCGGCAUAAUGUAUCGAGAUCAUACACCGGUAUUCGAAGACUCGUCUCCGAGCAACAGUCGCAGUCGUAG